Sungouiella intermedia is the source of this 963-nucleotide messenger RNA. NCBI's taxonomy places the organism in Eukaryota, Fungi, Ascomycota, Pichiomycetes, Serinales, Metschnikowiaceae. The record is from the annotation of a GenBank genome assembly.
AUGAGCAAGUACACCAAGCAGAGUGUUAUCUACUCGGGUCCCAUCAGCGACAUCUACCGUGGAGUUGAUUCAAAUGGGAAUGGCGUAGCGCUCAAGGUGGUAGACUUGGACUUUGUUCGAAAGCCCCACAAUUUCCGCCAGGAGGUCUCUCUACUCAAAAAGUUGCAACAUAAGGGCAUUGCUCAUUACAUCGAUACCUACUCGAUGGGAGAAGACCAAGUAUUGGUGAUGACGCAUUAUGCAGUCGAUUUGGUGGGAGUGAUGGCCCAUUUCAUGAAGAAAAGGGUCAAAUUCAACCUCUCUGACCCACUAGCUAAUGUUAUUGUCACCAAAAAUGAGAUUCCCUUGGAGCCUCUCAUUCCAAUGGUGAACACUUUGGUUGAUGCGCUCAAGUACAUUCACAGUCAACAGAUUAUCCAUCGAGAUAUCAAGCCAGCCAACAUCAUGUUCAAGUCGCUCGAGAAUUUAACAGAGCCGGUAAUUGGCGAUUUUGGCAUCUCUUACGACCAAGCACAUCCUCCUUUGGAUGAGCCUCUUGAUGACAAAAUCACCGACAUCAGCACGGGCUACUACAAGGCGCCAGAACUCUGCUUUGGUGUAACCGACUACGGCAGGGAGGUAGACCUUUGGUCAUUGGGGAUCGUGUUGUCAUACUUGUACUCUGCCAACGGCAAGCCAUGUAAUUAUGUUGAGCCCAAAACAGGGGAACGAGAAAUGCAGCCUGAACUCAAUGAUUUUGUACUCAUCCAAGGUAUCUUCGAAGCUUUUGGCACACCCACAGUGACGCAGCCGAAUAAUGAGUUGUACUGGGCCAAAUUGGGCGAUGCUAAGUAUCAUUUUGUCAAGUUUCAGUAUACUGAGCAUGCAAGACGGACGAGAGCACAACUUUUGCCACGAUGUGUGGAUGAAGGGAUGUUUGAGUUAUUUGAGAAGUUGACAAGGUAUAACGGAAGGGAAUUAUGA